Molecule: messenger RNA, 2148 nt
Organism: Lucilia cuprina (Australian sheep blowfly)
Lineage: Eukaryota; Metazoa; Arthropoda; Insecta; Diptera; Calliphoridae
Exons: 1
Coding region: 96-2078 (660 amino acids)
Source: RefSeq, a predicted model, not a curated record
UUUUCCUUUAGUUGCAAGUUGAAAUUGAAAGUGUUAAGAAAGUUAUAUUUUUUUUUUAUUUGGAAAAGAAAUGCUCGUGUAAAAAUAGUUAGAUAAUGUGGAAAAAUUUAUUAAUAAUCAUAAUGGUGUUUGGUCAUUUAUUUAUAAUGAACCAUGGACUGACCAUAAGAGCUUUGUCGGCUGAGGAAGAGGAUGAAACUACUUCUACUUCUAAAACCGUGACCGAGAGUAGUUAUCGCAAAUCGGUGGCCAAGAUACAGGAAACUUCCUAUAGAGUUCCGGAACAUUUGCAAUUUGUUCCUAAAGGUUUUAUCUAUGAAGAUGCUGAUGAUGUUAUACAUGUCAUAGAUCCUCCCAAACAUUUUGAGGAAUUAAAGAAAAUCAUGCAAAGACAGGAGCAGCGACAGCUACACAAUCUUCGGCCUAUAGCCUUAAGAGAGCAAAGACCUAAACCAAAAAUAUUAAAAACUACUCUACCUUUGAAAUCAGAUAUAAAAAUAAAUUUGAAAAAACCUUCGGUGCAAAUGGAUUUAGAAACCCAAGAGUCGGAGCAUUUGCCUUUGGAAAUUUUAGCUUCAGUGCGUAAAACUGAAAAUUAUUUAAGGAAAUAUAAACCCAAAUUACCGGCGGUAAAGCAGCGUUUACAAACUCAGAAAAUUCAAACAGUAAUAUGGGAAAAGUCCCAGGAACAGCAGCAAUAUCAACAGGGACAAGAUCAUCGAUUACAAGGUAUCAGAGAGCAGCAGCAGCAGCAAUAUCAACAGGGACAAGAUCAUCGUGUACAAGGAGUCAGAGAUCAGCAACAAAAUCAAAAGGGACCGGAAUAUCGUUUAAAAGGGAUAAAAGAUCAGCAAGGACAAGAUCAUCGUUUACAAGGAGUCAGAGAUCAGCAGCAAAAUCAAAAGGGACCAGAACAUCGUUUAAAAGGAAUCAGAGAUCAGCAAGAAUAUCAACAAGGACAAGAUCAUCGGCUACAAGGGUUAAGAGAGCAGCAAAAAUAUCAACAGGGACCAGAACAUAGGAUACAAGGUUCUAGAGAGCAGCUACCCAAUCGUCGUUACUUUAACAAAAAACGUUCUAAACGUGAAGCUCCUGGAGCUCUUAAAGGCGACAAAUUAAUAAACCACAUUAAUGAUCUCAUCAAAAAUGCUUCUCUAUAUCUAGAACAAACACAGGACUAUCCCGAUACAGAUUUAGAAUCACCUACAACCCCAGCCUAUGAACAUUUACUUAAAACUACACAAUUUCCCAAAACCAACACGGACAUCGAUGAAGAUAUGGUGGUGAAAAUAUUAGAAAAUUCCAUUAGAGCCACUAAUGUCAUAAUGCAACAGAUCAAAAGACAAACAAAUAUAAGUGAAAUUUCCGAAAAAUGUGACUAUGUGAAGGUUACUUAUCCGAAUCAUAUAAAAAAUUUUGAAAAUCAAAUAAACUGUAUGCAAAAUUUCAUCAAAGAUCUAAAUCGCAGCAGACAAGAAAAAGCUCAAAGAGUCACACGAAAAUAUGGUGAACGUUUAGAGGCGCGCAAAACAAAAGACUUAAAACACAAACCUUUUUUAGUGGCACAACUAGCAGCGGAUUAUAUAGAUUCAGCUGAACCUUCACCCGUUAAUAGUUCUUUAAUCUAUGAUGAUGUUAUGACUACCAUACGUAAUAUGCUAGAAACACAAAAUCUACAAUCUAUAGAUGAUUCGAACACAGCGACCAGUGAUACCACAUGGCAAGAUUCUUUAGCUGAAUCAUCUUUUACUUACGACAAAUCGCCCGAACCAGUGGAUUUUCAUAAUCUACAACAAUAUUUAACAUCUCUACAGUCGAUUGUUACCAAUUUGCCUAAAUUCAGUCAUAAACUAUUAAAUUUACGUGAAUUAGACACUGGCUCCACCUCCAAAUAUUAUUUUAUUAAUCCACAAGGUUCUAUUUACAAUUUGCCUCAACCUUUUCAAAAAGAUAUAACUACACCAUCGCCACCAUCAACCAUAUUUCAUCGAUUUCCCGAUUUACCCAUUGUAACGGAAUAUCUUAAAAAUGGCACUCUUUUACCACCUUCUCAGCAUGUGGUGGAGAUUUUAAAAUGAAAUUUUUGUUAUUUUCAUUUUUAAGAUUUAAAAACAAAUAAAAUAUAAAUUUUUACAAUAAAUAAAAAAA